Molecule: messenger RNA, 723 nt
Organism: Hibiscus syriacus
Lineage: Eukaryota; Viridiplantae; Streptophyta; Magnoliopsida; Malvales; Malvaceae
Exons: 2
Coding region: 1-723 (240 amino acids)
Source: RefSeq, a predicted model, not a curated record
AUGUUUGAUGAUGACGUCCCUGGUCAUGAGAGCCACGAGGAGAGUCGUGCCUCAUUGGUUAGGGAUUUCGGUGACGAGUAUGCCCCCGAUUUCGAGCAUGAGAUGCCUGAGCACACUGGUGUCAACGAGACACUUCGGGAGCAUCAAAUAUAUGCCAAGUUUGGGAAUUUUGAGUUAUGGUUUACCCAAGUGGCAUUUAUGGGCCAUGUAGUAGCAACCACUGGAAUCUCAGUGGAUCCCUAUAAGAUUAAGGUAGUAUUAGAGUGGGAACCACCUAAGAAUAUCACUAAGGUGCAUAGUUUCUUAGGCGUAGUAGGGUAUUACCAUCAUUUUGUUAAGGAAUUCUCCAUGAUUGUGGCAUCAUUAAGUAAGUUAUUUCAAAACGGAGUUCCUUUCGUUUGGACUGAUAAGCACCAAGAAAUUUUUAACCGGCUAAAAGAGAUUCUUACGCAAGCCCCUGUUUUAACCCAGUCAAAAUUGGGUAAAGAUUUCACCAUAUUCAGUGAUACAUCUCUAAAUAGGUUAGGUUGUGUUAUGAUGCAAGAGGGUAAUGUUUUGGCCUAUGCAUCUUGUUAUCUCAAGCCUCAUGAACGGAACUACCCAACUCACGACUUGGAACUCGCCGUAGUGGUUUUUACCUUGAAGAUUUGUAGGCACUACUUGUUUGGAGAGAAGUGCCACAUCUUUAUGGAUCACAAAAGCCUUAAGUACCUACUUACUUAG